Messenger RNA from Alosa sapidissima (American shad), 4298 nucleotides. RefSeq names its product integrator complex subunit 6 like (gene ints6l). The transcript is spliced from 18 exons. NCBI's taxonomy places the organism in Eukaryota, Metazoa, Chordata, Actinopteri, Clupeiformes, Clupeidae. Gene Ontology annotation, cellular component: integrator complex. The record is from RefSeq and is a predicted model, not a curated record. Gene Ontology annotation, biological process: snRNA 3'-end processing. The coding region runs from base 246 to 2936 and encodes 896 amino acids.
GAGCGAAGGCGUUUCGAUCUGUUCGGAAGAGAAGUUCUCUAACAGCGCGAGCCUCAGCAGUGCUCAGUAAAGACAGAUAGAGAGUCAGGCGGCUGCAAGGGGUGGCAGUACGACCCUCUUUUGGGGGGGUCUGAUUAUAACAAAAAUAUAUACACACAUAUAUGCAUGCCCGGGCCGCUAGCUAGCUCAUAUGACGAUAAUAGGUCUUUUUAGUAAGCAUAUAGCUUAAUAUCUAUACAUUUAAAAUGCCUAUUUUACUUUUCCUGAUAGACACGUCCGCCUCUAUGAAUCAGCGCACUUAUUUGGGUACGACGUAUCUGGACAUUGCUAAAGGCGCGGUUGAGAUCUUUAUGAAGCUGCGUGCCCGAGACCCGGCUAGUAGAGGCGACAGGUACAUGCUAGUUACAUUUGAUGAUCCACCAUACGGAGUUAAGGCGGGAUGGAGAGAGAACCAUGCCACGUUCAUGAGCGAGCUGAAGAAUCUGCAGGCGUCUGGGCUCACGACCAUGGGUCAGGCCCUGCGCUCUGCCUUCGACCUGCUCAACCUCAACAGACUGGCAUCUGGCAUCGACAACUAUGGCCAGGGCCGUAAUCCUUUCUUCCUGGAGCCCGCGGUGAUCAUCACAAUCACAGAUGGGAACAAACUGACGCACAGCUCAGGUGUAUCUGACGAGCUGCACCUCCCUCUGAACUCCCCGCUGCCAGGCAGUGAGCUGACCAAGGAGCCGUUCCGCUGGGACCAGCGCCUCUUCGCUCUGGUGCUCCGUCUGCCCGGUGCCGCCAUGCCGGAGAACGAGCAGCUGGGCAGCGUCCCCACCGACGAGUCGGCCAUUACGCAGAUGUGUGAAGUUACUGGAGGCCGUUCGUACUGUGUUCGCACUCAGAGAAUGCUCAACCAGUGUCUGGAGUCUCUGGUGCAGAAGGUUCUGAGCGGUGUGGUGAUUAAUUUUGAGAAGACGGGGCCGGACCCCCCUGUGCUGGGAGAAGAUGGGCAGGUUGAUCCGACCCGGUCCGUGUCGUCCUUCAGUCCACAGCCCUGGCACAGCUGCCACAAGCUCAUCUAUGUGCGUCCCAAUCCCAAGACGGGGGUGCCCGUGGGCCACUGGCCCAUCCCCGAGUCCUUCUGGCCCGACCAGAACUCGCCCACUCUGCCGCCGCGCUCUGCCCACCCGGUGGUGCGCUUCUCCUGCGUGGACUGUGAGCCCAUGGUGAUAGACAAGCUGCCCUUCGACAAGUACGAGCUGGAGCCCUCGCCCCUCACGCAGUACAUCCUGGAGAGGAAGUCACCGCACAUGUGCUGGCAGGUGUUUGUGAACUGCAGUGGGAAGCACAGCGAGCUGGCUCACCCGUUUGGUUACCUGAAAGCGAGCACCACGCUCACCUGUGUCAACCUCUUCGUCAUGCCUUACAACUACCCUGUCCUGUUGCCUCUGCUUGACGACCUGUUUAAAGUGCACAAGCUGAAGCCAAACCUAAAAUGGCGACAGGCCUUUGAGAUCUACCUGAAGUCCAUGCCACCAUAUUUCCUACUGCCCUUGAAGAAGGCACUGAGGAUGAUGGGAGCUCCAAAUCUAAUCUCCGACAACAUGGACUGCGGCCUGAGCUACAGCGUCAUCUCCUACCUGAAGAAGCUCAGCCAGCAGGCCAAAAUCGAGUCAGACCGUCUGAUUGCGUCAGUGGGCAAGAAGCCCCCUCAGGAAACGGGCAUCAAGGUGAAGAACCACUCCAACGCCCUGUCGCUGGCGCACCGCCGGGACUUCAAGCAGCUGCUCCAGGGGAUCACCGGGGAGAUGCCGCUGCGGCUCGCCGACAUCAACUUCAAAGAGUUUGCUGGCUUCCAGAUCGCACUGCUCAACAAGGAUCUGAAGCCCCAGGCCUAUCGGAAUGCCUAUGACAUUCCAAGACGGAACCUUCUGGAUCAGGUGACCCGCAUGCGCUCCAACCUUCUGAGGACAACCCAGAAGCUCAUUAGGGGACAGGACGAAGACUACCUGCACAGCAUCCCCGUCGGCCAGAUGGGCAACUAUCAGGAGUACCUGAAGAUGAUGCCCUCGCCGCUGCGGGAGAUCGACCCUGACCAGCCCAAGCGCCUGCACACGUUUGGGAACCCCUUCAAGCAGGAUAAGAAGGGGAUGAUGAUCGACGAGGCCGACGAGUUUGUGACGGGCCCCCAAAACAAGAAGCGGGGCAACUCGGGGGACCCCAACUCGGGCGCGGCGCCCAAGAGGCGGAGGAGCAUGUCGCCACUGCUGCGGCGGCCGCAGACCCCGCCCAUCAUCACCAACCACGUGGUGACCAAAGGAGCACCGGGAGCUCAGGGCCAGCAGCAGGGCCUCAUCAAGCCAAUCCCACUGCUCAGAGGAGUGGAGGGGAACAGUGUCCUAGGAACGGAGAGCAAUGGAGACCGAGGACCAGGUACAGAGGCCAAUGACGGCUGGCCUGGAGGGGUGGACAGCAGUCCUGCAGGCAUCUCAUUGGAUGAGAGGGGAGGGGGUGGCCUGAGUGACAGCGGCGAGGACCGGUCCGGAAUGGACGAGUGUCUCAGCGAGGACGGGCUGGACGAGAGGCCGUUGGACCGCCAGCAGAACUGCGAGGGCCUGAGUCCUCCCAGCCAGGAGGGGGUGACCGACGGGAACGGAGGGGAGAGCACCCCGGGGACGGUCAUCAUGAUCCCGCUGGAGGGUAGCAACGCCGAGCUGCGCUCACGGGUCAUCAAGGAAGUCCGCAAGCCUGGUCGCAACUAUGAGACUAUCUUCAGGCUACUGGAGGAGGUGAAAGGGCCGGUGUCUGUGCAGAGGUACUUCAUCCACCAUGCCAUCAAAGAGGCUGCCAGGUUUAAGAAGCGGGUGCUGAUCCAGCAGCUGGAGACGGCUCUGGAGGAGAUGGAGGAGAAGCAGAUGCUGCCGCAGAGGGUCAACAACAUCCACGGCAGAUAGUGUCACCGCCUGUCCUCGCUGACUGCAGACAAAGAGAAAGAAGAGAUGGAGAGAUAUACACACACAAACACGCACGCAAGACAGAAGGCACGGGAAGAGAGAGAGAGAAGGGGCCACACCGACACACACACACACACAUACAUACAUACACACACCAACUGACCCUGAUGAGGAGAAAAGACUGACCAAUCAGCAGCUCCCUCAGGGCACAGCUGAGCCCAAGGAAAGGGAGACAUGGGAUAUGGGAGACACAGAGGCGGAUGUCAAGAUCCAGAUUUUUUUUUUUUAAGACAAAGGUCAUGCUAGUUUGAGUGUUCUUUUUUUUGGAAAGGGGGGGAGGGGUGUUCUGAAAGUCAUGAGACAUUAAAUCAAGACUCACAGCUACUGUAGUCUGUUUCUGAACCAGCUGACCACACCGACACCGCAUCUACAGAUCCACAAAACACACUCCAGAUAGUCAGCGUGAUGCACAGUGUCCUCGGAGCUUCUAAGAAGCCACGGCUCGGGGCUGGAGGUUUUUGUUACAUGAAGCCUAACCUUCAUGCAGGUGAAAGAUUGGAAAUGUCACAAUGUCAGAUGUAGUGUAGUAUGAUUCCUGUUGUUUUUAAACGAGCCACAGGUUUAUAGACCAAGGGGUAACCAUUGGCCACCCAACAGCUGAUGUGUUCUACACCACUACACAGCAAUAAUCAGAAUGGCAUCAUUCGCUGAGGGAGCUCAACUUAACUUCCUGAAUUGACACCACUUGAAAUUCAGUGUGGCUGCAAGCUUACAAGGUAGGGAGAGCAACUAGCUGGUUCAAUUAACAAUCUGAGGCCCACAUGAAAAGUCUACCUCAGUCUGAUAUGUGGAGUUCACUUUUCUGUGCUCUGGGAUAGGGUGUGAUUGACAGAUAGAUCCUGCAAGUACAAAUGUCUAUUGAUGAAAGUGGAGGACCUUAAUGUGGCCGUUGCUUGUCGACAACCUCCUCACAUGCAAACAGUCCUUUAAGCAAUAGUCUCUGAAGAACACUGGCUCUACAAUGAGGUUCAGCACUUAAAACAGGCUGGUAGAUGUCCAUUAGGACUUGGAGAGAGGGGGGAGGGGGGGCACGUGUUUGGUUAAGGCCUGGCCCACGUUGUGUUCGGGUCCACAGAACUUUCAUUGUCCUGCCUCAGAAAGUGUGUGGUGGUCCAAAAUCUCUGCAGCCCCCAUCAUACGUCACCUGUUCCUUGUGGGGCAGCUGCAAAGGCCUUCAUUUGGCAGUUCAUAGUAACUUGUUGGAGGCCAUCAUAAACUCCCAGUUGUUGUUCCUUGAGUUUGUUUUUUUGAAUAGCAGAUGUAUACUACUUUUAAAUGUUCAUAAAUAAAAUAUAGAUUAUU